This is a messenger RNA of Gadus morhua (Atlantic cod), 2804 nucleotides long. RefSeq lists its product as uncharacterized. The record is from RefSeq and is a predicted model, not a curated record. The transcript is spliced from 5 exons. The coding region runs from base 569 to 1501 and encodes 310 amino acids. NCBI's taxonomy places the organism in Eukaryota, Metazoa, Chordata, Actinopteri, Gadiformes, Gadidae.
UCAUGUAAACGAAGUGCAUUUUGUUGUGUGUAUGUAUGCGAGUGUGCGUGUGUGCGUGUCUGGGGCGCAAAGAAAGUUGCUUCUUUUUUUAUUCCUGUUCUUUUCAACGUGACGUGUUAGGCCUAUGUACAUUCUUCGUCCCAGUCUUUAAGAUGAAGAAGGACGGACAGAGUGAGGUUACCGGUUCAUCCACUGAGCUCCGAGAACGCGACUGUUCGAGACGCGUCGCAAUGCAACUCCAAUGAACGCGCAAUAACAAGCGUACUUGCAAACUUCCAAAAUGCCUAUUGACGCAGUUUCACCUAUUUCGAUAUCACUCUCGGCAACAAGAUAAGUUUGGUGGUGAUCGAUGGUCGGUCUCGGAGCUGACUGCAGCUGUUCAACAGUAUUGUUUUUGUACAAACGUUUGGCAAUCAGCAGAAGUGAAAGUCCUGUGCCUUUUAAUGUGCGAAGUGGUACAAUUUAAUGAAGCGUAGUUGACGUGCUGCGUCGGUCCAGUAUUUUUUUUAUUUUUUACAGCUACGACAUUUAUAGUAGAACAAUAAGCCAUAAGCAAAGCAGGGGGACAAUGCUGAAGACGUUGACAAAGAAGCUUAGAAGACAUUCGCUCAAUGAGAUCCAUCCCUUCCAGCUAAAGAUUUCUUACCAUGGCAGUGGGGAAGGGUUUGAGAGUGAUGACUCAGAGGGGGAAAAUCAGGAACUUGCACAAAUCGACAGAGAGAGGCGUCGGAACUGCGGCCUCACCCCGUUGGCCACCAGCCAGCAGCACAACCAGGGGCCGCUCUCCCCGGCCCGUCUACGCCGGCUCCGCCUACUCCUGGACGCCAACCUGGACCGCCACUCGUCGGAGGAGGAGCUUGAGCGCAUCAGCCGAAUCGGCGAAGGCAGGAAGUGGGCGUCGGCCUUGCACCAGCGCCACGGCGACCGCCACAGCAGCGCCUCCAGCGACGAGGAGGUGAGGGACCUGUGCGGCGCGGCCGGCGGUGGCGGCGCGGCUGGCAGCGGCGGCACCGGGGUCAUCGGCUGCGUGUCGCCCGUGAACCCGGCCAACCCUUCCAGGCCUCUGGUGGUGGUGGAGCAGCCUGGAGCUCACCUGGCCGCCUCCCCCAGCCCGGUGCUCUUCAGCUCCAGCCCCCCGCACAGCCUCAUGCCGCCCCCGCUGAGGUUCCAGCUGCAGGUGGUGCAGCCGGUGGCACGGCCCAUCCUCCUGACCCACUUUGACCAGUCGGCCGCCCCGUACCGCAGGAACCGCCACGGCCACGCCGGGGAGCCGCGCCGGCCCAGUCUGGACCUGGAGAAGAUGCAACAGAAAAUGCUGCUGAAAAAGAACUGUGGCGGGAAAACUCGAUCUAUAAAGAUCCGGAGCCUGGCCGCUGGCCGGCCCCCGGCCCCCAGGUACACGGGCCCCUACGACCCCUCCGUCUUUGCGUUCCGUUCGCUGAGCACCGCCCCGCCCUGCAGUCCGCUGAUGCCGUCCGAGGAGCCCCUGUCGGCGCCCUGAUCGAAUCCCGCCGUUGACAGUGUCUCCCAGUGUCCCCCCCCCCCCCCACACACCCCUUCUCUCGCCCACCCAUUCCAAGACCCCUCUCUCAAAGGACCAAAGGCGAAGGAGGAUGUUCGACACAGAGCGAAGCUGGAGGGAGACACGACCCCAUAGUGACAAUGUUGUUUUUGCACACUCAGGUUCCCCCCCCCCCCCCCCCCCCCCCCUCCUCCCUCUCUCUCGCUCUGUCAUGCUGUCAUCCUCGUCCACCCGUGUUCACUAUGAGGGGAAAUACCCAUGAACAUUUCCCAGGAGGAGGAGACGUUGGACUGGAGUUUGACGUCAGGCCAGUGUGGGUCCGCAGAGGUACUUCAGGUUGUCCACUCAAUCCCCCAGCGUGGGUGGAACUGUGAAACGUGGACCAGAGACAGUACAGAUGGUGUCCCUUUAUGGUCUUAAGGGGCGGAGUAAGUCGCGUUUCGACGUCAGGUCUUUUAGGGGAAGCGCAUGCGAGACAAUCGGAGCGGUUUAAUGUGCUUCGACCUUUGAGGGUUCUUGGUUCUCUUGCUAUCUGCUACAAAACGUCCACCUAAUUAUUGUUCCGGUUAAACUUAACACACACACGCACACCUUGUGUAAUGUAGUUGGGACACGGCCUACAGUGUGUCUUUAUUUGGUGUACUAUAUCAAAGCGCAGGACACCGGCUGGCUGUAGCAGACUCUACAACGAUAGUAGUUAAGUAGUGAUUCUCUUUGACCUUGUACCACAAUGUACCCUCAUUACUGACUUUUAGUGCGAAAGGGUAAAAAAAGUACUUGUUUCCCGCUCUACCUGCAUGAAUGCAACUGUUUUUGCAGACGCCAGGGAGGUCUGACUCAAAAAGUAUGGAAAUUGUUUGCUGUGCAAAAAUCAGGCGAGUCAAACUGGUGCUUUCUAGGCUACAGUGUAGUGUGUGCCAUGUUGUGUCCUCUGUAUAGAUGAAGGCCACCACCACGGUAAAGAUGACACAUUUAUGGUCGUUUUCUUCUUCUCUUUCAAACCCCUUAAUGCCUUGAAAUGACAUUCCUGCUGUGUUGGAUGUAAUAUUAGGCACUUAAAGUUCAAUAGUAGUAAUGGCGUGGUGGGGUGUAGACACAUUGGGCAACCCUUGCUCAACAUCGCCGCUAGGUCCUAUGAAUGUGUCUCAUUGUUGGCUAUGCUAAUCAAACACAAUGCCGCCACUGUAAUUGUGGUUUGCUGGAGUGAAUGUAACAUCGUGACAUGUUCCCCCUGCUGCAUACAAAUGAACUAAUAAAUGCCCUCUGGCCUCUUGUUUAUGAA